Molecule: messenger RNA, 807 nt
Organism: Pelodiscus sinensis (Chinese soft-shelled turtle)
Lineage: Eukaryota; Metazoa; Chordata; Testudines; Trionychidae
Source: RefSeq, a predicted model, not a curated record
CUGGAGGAGCUGUUCCGCCGCUACUCGGGGGAGGACCGCGUGCUGUCGGCCCAGGAGCUGGCCGAGUUCCUGCGGGACCAGGGCGAGGAGGCUGGGCUGGCCCACGCCAAGCAGAUCAUCCAGACCUACGAGCUCUGCGAGAGAGCCGACCCCCCGGCAGGGCGUUCACGGAGGGCUGCCAGAGGGGAUUGGGGGUCUGGGGGGGCCAGGGCGCCGGGCUGGCCCCCGGCUGAGCCGACCCCCCGGCAGGGCGUUCACGGAGGGCUGCCAGAGGGGAUUGGGGGUCUGGGGGGGGCAGGGCGCCGGGCUGGCCCCCGGCUGAGCCGACCCCCCGGCAGGGCGUUCACGGAGGGCUGCCGCUGUGUGGAGCUGGACUGCUGGGAGGGCCCGAACGGGGAGCCGGUCAUCUACCACGGCCACACCCUCACCUCCAAGAUCCUCUUCCGCGACGCCAUCGAGAGCAUCCGGGCCUACGCCUUCCAGCACUCCGCGUACCCCGUGAUCCUGUCCCUGGAGAACCACUGCGGGCCGGAGCAGCAGGCCACCAUGGCGCGGCACAUGAGAGCCAUCUUGGGGGACAUGCUGCUGACCCAGACGCUGGAUGGGCUGAGCCCCAUGGAGCUCCCGUCCCCGGAGCAACUGAAAGGCAAGAUCCUGGUGAAAGGGAAGAAGCUGCCGGACCUGGAGUGUGACCCCAAGAACUCGAGCGUCCUCUUGGAGAGCAAUGGGGAGGAGGAGGAGGAGGAGGAGGAGAGGAUGCUGCGGAGAGCCGGCAGGAGGCGAGAGGGCGGCCAGGACGCUCAUUAA